Diprion similis is the source of this 3928-nucleotide messenger RNA. Its product is annotated as integrin beta-PS-like. Gene Ontology annotation, cellular component: focal adhesion; integrin complex; cell surface. The record is from RefSeq and is a predicted model, not a curated record. Gene Ontology annotation, molecular function: integrin binding. Lineage: Eukaryota; Metazoa; Arthropoda; Insecta; Hymenoptera; Diprionidae. The transcript is spliced from 24 exons. Gene Ontology annotation, biological process: cell-matrix adhesion; cell adhesion mediated by integrin; integrin-mediated signaling pathway.
AUGCGCGUCUGGUUUUGUGCUUUGAUAAUCCUUGCGUUCGAAUCGGCCGUCAUCCUUGGGCAGAAAAAUGUCCGCGAUGAUUGCACCCUGCAGGAGACUUGCGCGGCGUGUAUUAGAACUCAGGACUGUAUCUGGUGUAAUAUCGAGGAUACCCAGAAAACGAUGCACACGGAAUCACGGUGUAUGAACAAAGCUCAGGCUGCCCAGACCAGCAUGUGGUGCAGUAACGGGAAAAAAGAGAAUUACACAAGCGAAUUUGAGGAGAUUGAAAACAGGAAGUUUUCCUCGAUGAAGAAUGGAGAGAAAGUGGUGCAGCUGCAACCGCAAAAUGUCAACUUAAGGCUCCGAAAGGGUGAAGAGUACCGUCUUUCCGUGACGUACAAACGGGCCACGGAUUAUCCAAUGGAUCUCUACUUCCUUGUUGACGUGUCCGGUACGAUGAAGAAAUUUCGAGAAACUCUUUCCAAACUGGGGUCUGUGUUAGCGACAGAGCUGAAAGAGCUGACUUCCGACUUUCGGUUGGGAUUCGGGAGCUUUGCUGACAAAAAUACGUACCCUUCCCCUUAUGUGAUGAAUUAAAAUUUUUUCAGGAAAAAGGAACCUUACGCGUUCAAACAUAGCCUCAGCCUGACGAAUAACACAACGGAAUUCCAGGAAAAAGUUAACAGUGCCGACACGAUAUCAAACCACGAUGACCCAGAAGGUGGCUUCGACGGUAUCAUGCAGACUAUCGUCUGUAGGGACCUGAUUGGUUGGCGGUCAGACGCGCGUCAUAUUCUUCUUCACGCAAGUGACGCUCCCCCCCACAUAGCCGGCGACGGCAAGUUCGCAGGGUUGCCCCGACCUAAUGACGAGCUGUGCCAUUUGAACGAAUCAGGGCACUAUACUUACUCGGAGCUUCAGGAUUAUCCAUCGAUCGGUCAGGUGAGCUGGCAGGCUGAACGCAAUAACGUGAAUAUAAUUUUCGCGGUGUUCAACACUGCAUUUGAGAAAGUCUUCAAAAACAUAAAACAAAGGAUUAAGGGUUCAAUAGUUCAAAUCGUUGACCCUACGUUCUCAAACGUUGUAAAACUGAUUAAGCAGGAAUACGAGAGUUUAGUCGAAUCUGUCACGAUGACAAGUCGGACAUCUUCAAACUUCGUUGACGUUCGGUUCCUUUCAAAGUGUUUGGGCAAGGACAAGGAUUUCCGUCAAAGGGAUAAAUGCACAAACAUUCACAUUGGGGAUACCGUAGAAUUUGUAGCCGAAAUAAAGGCAGUAACCUGUCCGGAGCGCGAAGAAGAUUGGCAUCAGACCAUCGAAAUUCGGCCACAAGGAAUCAACGAAAUACUUAUCGUUAACGUUUCGCUUCUAUGUGGCUGCGAAUGCUCCAAGGACAAAUCCAAGAGAACGGAAGCUGCGCGUUGCGGAAGUCACGGGAAACUUGAUUGCGGAGUUUGCUCUUACGACGUGGGUUUCUUCGGCAAAAACUGCCAAGGCGGGACGGACGGAGACGAGGACGAGGACGACGCAGGAAAGCUGAUGCAGGGCUGCCGGGCGAGCAACACGUCCGAAGAAGUCUGCAGCAAUCGGGGAAUAUGCAGACACGGAAAGUGCUGCUGCUUCGAGGAAAACAUUUACGGCUCAUUUUGCCAGUGCGACGACAACUCAUGCCGACGAUCCGCUGAUGGAAUGAUGUGCGGAGGACACGGGAAGUGCGAUUGCGGAAAGUGUACUUGUGACGGUGGAUGGGACGGAGACGCGUGCGAAAUCAAAACUGACAAGACUUUGUGUUACCCGCCGGGCGAAAAUGCCGAUAUUUGCAGCAAAGCCGGGAGUUGCGAACAGGGACGGUGCGUGUGCGAUAAGAAAAUGAAAAGGCACGGAGAGUUCUGCGAGGAAUGCCCGACGUGUCCAAGUCAAAAGUGUGACGAGCUCAAAGCCUGCGUUGAGUGUGUCGUGCAUGAAACCGGCAGUAUCCACGCGACACCCCCGGAUUGUGAUGGUUGCGGUAAAUACAAAAUUACAAAGGUUGACGCGAUUCAGGAAAACGCUGACGAGAAAAGACCAGAAGAGCACUAUUGCCAAAUUCCGGCUGAUGACGGUUCCACGUUCGUUUUUACAUACUUCUACGGCGGCCAGGCUAUCCAUGUAAACGCGGAAAAGGAUAAAAAGUAUCCUAUAAUCGAUGAUUUCGUUGCUGCGACUCUCGCCGUGAUGGCUGUUACUCUCUUACUGGGAUUGCUGAUUAUCCUGGCAUGGAAGGUGGUAACGUAUGUUCAUGACAAGAGAGAGUUCCAGAAAUUCGAGAACGAGCGAGCAAAAUUAAAAUGGUUUCAGGGUCAAAAUCCAAUCUACGUCGACCCAGUGACAAGAGUCGAGAACCCCACAUUUUCUUCAUUACGCCAAACCAAGCACCUACUCGUACUUUUAAGUUAUACCCACUUCUGCCGCAAUUUGUCAAUUCAUUGUAACCAUAGGCUAUUUGUCUUUCCGAAUGAAUUGAUUAUACCUUUAUUGGAAAGACUAAGCAUAUCUGGAGUUUAUUCUGAGGAUUCAUGCUCUAGUGACUUCAGUCACUCCCGAGAAUUAGAAACAAAUAUGCGUGUCUGGUUUUGUGCUCUGAUAAUCCUUGCGUUCGAAUCGGCCGUCAUCCUUGGGCAGAAAAAUGUCCGCGAUGAUUGCACCCUGCAGGAGACUUGCGCGGCGUGUAUUAGAACUCGGGACUGUAUCUGGUGUAAUAUCGAGGAUGCCCAGAAAACGAUGCACACGGAAUCACGGUGUAUGAACAAAGCUCAGGCUGCCCAGACCAGCAUGUGGUGCAGUAACGGGAAAAAAGAGAAUUACACAAGCGAAUUUGAGGAGAUUGAAAACAGGAAGUUUUCCUCGAUGAAGAAUGGAGAGAAAGUGGUGCAGCUCCGACCGCAAAGUGUCAACUUGAGGCUCCGAAAGGGUGAAGAGUACCGUCUCAAAUUGACGUAUAAAAGGGCCAGGGAUUAUCCAAUGGAUCUGUAUUUCCUUGUCGAUUUGUCAGAAUCGAUGGAUAAAUUUCGAUUCAAACUUGCCAAACUAGGGUUUGCGAUAGCCGAUGAGCUGAAGCACCUCACAUCCGAUUUCCAGUUGGGAUUUGGAAGCUUUAUCGACCAACAAAACUACCCAUCAACCGCUCUAUAUAAGAAUAAAAUCAAAGAUCCGGCUUACGCUUUCAAACACAACCUCAAAUUGACAAAAAAUCUUGAGGAAUUCCAGAAUAUAGGUAUGGAUUCCCCUGACGUAGGCUAUAAUGAUGGCCCAGAGAGCGGUUUCGAUGGUAUCAUGCAAUCCAUCGUUUGUAGAGAACAGAUUGGUUGGCGAUCAAACGCCCGACAUCUUCUUAUUCACGCAAGUGACGGACCUCCUCACAUCGCUGGCGACGGUAAGAUCGGAGGAUUGCCAGAACCUAAUGACGAGCAGUGCCAUUUGAACAAAUCAGGGUAUUAUACGUAUGCAGAACUUCAAGACUUUCCCUCCGUUGGCCAGAUUAAUCGCCAAGCUGCUAAUAACUCCGUAAACAUCCUUUUUCUGGUAUUCUUGCCUGGCGAUGAGGUCUAUAAUGGGAUAGCACGCGUGAUUAAGGGUUCCACAGUUCGUACAGUUGGCAGUGACUUUAGCAACAUUCUGCAAGUGAUCAGGAAAGAAUACGAGAGUUUAGUCGAAUCUGUCACGAUGACAAGUCGGACAUCUUCAAAUUCCGUUCACGUUCGGUUCCUUUCAAAGUGUUUGGGCAAGGACAAGGACUUCCGUCAAAGGGAUAAAUGCACAAACAUUCACAUUGAGGAUACCGUAGAAUUUGUAGCCGAAAUAAAGGUCGGAUAUCACGAUGAUUCUUUCAUUUUUGCGAAAGCUAAAUGCUGAUCACUUAAUUCCAGGCAGUAACCUGUCCUGAGCGCGAAGAAGAUUGGCAUCAGAC